AUGCCCAUAUGCGCAAUAUUUGGUUGCCGAGCAAGAAGCAAGAGUGCAAAGAGGGCCAGCUGCGAUGGAACAGACGUUGGAUUGCACAGUUUGCCUAAAAUAAUAACUCGGCAGUGUGAAAGGACGAGGAUUCUCUCCGAAAAACGCAGGGGUCUCUGGCUUGCCAGUAUUAAUAGAAAAGACCUAAAGAAUCUGGAAAAUGUCCGUGUCUGCGGUCGCCACUUCAUCACAGGCAGGCCUUCGCAGUUGAUGGACGAUUCAAACCCUGACUGGGCUCCGACGCAGCAUCUGGGUCACGGUAGUGACAGACCAGUGACAGAUGUAGCGAGGUUCAAGCGUUCGAAGGAGCGCAGCAAAAAAAAAGAAAGGGCCAUUGCCGCAGCCAGCGUAGCAGUGCAGCACCCGGAAAGUCAGCCGGAAUGUGGAAUGGAGCUUCCAGUUUCCACUUCGGAUUCGGAGUCAGACAAAACUCAUACUGAUAUGCAGACAGAUUUGACGGGGCAAAGCAUCGAAGCACUCGAGGCAGACAACAGGAGGCUUUCUUCCGAAUUGCACACCUUAAAGAAGCAAAAAGAGCUUCUUGAAGUAACGGAAGAGUCUCUGCGUCAAGAUGAUGCCAAGGUUGCUUUUUAUACGGGAAUUGUGAACUAUCCAGCCCUACUAGCUAUAUUCGAACUGGUUGAGCCUGCUGUUAAACAUACACCACAAAAUGGGCUGCCAAAGUUUGAGGAGUUCAUUAUGUUUUUAAUGAAACUUAAGUUUAACUUUCCGCACCAAGAUCUGGCCUACAGAUUUCAUAUUUCAUGUUCUACAGUCAGCAGGACUUUCGAGAAGUGGCUGGAUGCAGCUUUUGUAAGGCUGAAAACGCAAAUUGUGUGGCCGUCACGAAGGGACAUUCAAAAAACAAUGCCUCAAGCUUUUUUGACCUCAUUUGGCUCUAAAGUGGCAGUCAUAAUUGACUGCUUCGAGAUCAAAAUUGAGAGGCCAUCGUCCUUGCAGCCAAGAAGCGAGACUUGGUCUAACUAUAAGAACAGCAACACUGCCAAGUUUUUAAUUGGCAUCUGUCCACAAGGGGUCAUUUCAUACAUUUCUGAAGGGUGGGGCGGGAGAGCAAGCGAUAAACACAUUACCGAACAUUGCGGCAUUUUGGAGCAUUUGUCACAAGGAGACGUUGUUCUCGCUGACAGGGGUUUCGACAUAGCGGACACCUUAGGUUUGUACUGUGCUGUACUCCACAUCCCUGCAUUCACUAGAGGACAGAAACAACUCACUGCAGUGGAUGUAGAGAAGACGAGGAAGCUGGCGAAUGUUCGCAUCCAUGUUGAGCGCGUAAUAGGACUUGUACGGAACAAAUACUUGAUAAUGAAGGCUAUCCAGCCAAUUCAUUAUGUCAUUAGCAAGCCCGGACAUGCAUUCACUGCACUUGAUAAAAUUGUUACAGUUUGCUGUGCCCUCACCAACCUUUGUCCUUCGGUCGUCGCUGCAAAUGCCAAACUGCCUCCAUAAAUAGUCCUGCUGCUGUUCUUUGCCGAUUGAACAUCUUCAUUUGUGACUUUUUUAUGCGAUAAAGACUCACCCUCAAGGUAUAUUUCUUGACCAACAGCACUAGCUAGUGGAGGGGC
Rhipicephalus sanguineus (brown dog tick) is the source of this 1622-nucleotide messenger RNA. RefSeq lists its product as uncharacterized. NCBI's taxonomy places the organism in Eukaryota, Metazoa, Arthropoda, Arachnida, Ixodida, Ixodidae. Bases 1 to 1506 code for a protein of 501 amino acids. The record is from RefSeq and is a predicted model, not a curated record. The transcript has 4 exons.